CCAAGUACGAUUUGAUAGGCACCCGCCGUGUUGACAACCAGAGCAAGCACGCCCUCCUCCGCAAGAUUCUGCCCCAGGACGCUGAAUGGCAGCUAUUCCAACUAAUAGAUGGGCCCAUCUCCCAGGGCGGUCCAAGAUGAGCUAGGAGGUAGCCCAAUGAGCGGCCUCGGAGGCGAAGGGCCGCCGACUAGGCGGGCCCUAGACGUGGCCCGGGGAACCGAGCUGACUGUCAAAGCAGUCUGGGUGUCGGCGCGGCCGCCAAGUGCUUCUCCCCCCGGCCCGGGGCUCGUCUGAAGAAGCGGGAAGAGGUUCACGACGACGGCGGCGGCGUCUCCAUGUCCACGCGGGCGGGGUGCUGCUGAUGGAGCGCGGGACGCGCUGGAGUCCGCUGGCGCCGGCUCUGCUGCUGCUGCCGCUGCUCGCACUUGCGGCGGGGAUGGCGGCUGCCUUGGGCCCGGCUCCGGAGCUCGCCGCGGCGGAGCAAGCGAACGCCUUUGGCCUUGGUGCUUCGGCCGCCCCGACCUCGGCCAGUGCUGCGGUGCCCUCGGCGGCUACCGCCGAGGUGACUGUGGAGGACGCCGAGGCGCUUCCGGCGGCCGCGGGUGAUCAGGAGCCGCGGGAGCUCGACCCGGACGACGAGCCGGAACUGCGACCAAACAGCAGGUCGUUGGUGAUUAUCAGCACCCUGGAUGGCCGAAUCGCUGCCUUGGACCCUGACAAUCGUGGGAGGAAGCAGUGGGAUCUGGAUGUGGGCUCGGGCUCCCUCGUGUCCUCCAGCCUCAGCAAACCUGAGGUGUUUGGGAAUAAGAUGAUCAUCCCUUCCUUGGACGGAGACCUCUUCCAGUGGGACCGAGACCGGGAAAGCAUGGAAGCCGUCCCGUUCACGGUGGAGUCGCUGCUCGAGUCCUCCUAUAAAUUUGGAGACGACGUCGUCUUGGUCGGGGGGAAGUCUCUGACCACGUACGGGCUCAGCGCGCACAGCGGCAAGGUGAAGUACAUUUGCUCGGCCAUGGGCUGUCGCCGGUGGGAGGACGACGACUUGGAGCAAGAAGACAUUCUCCUUCUGCACCGAACCCAGAAAACAGUGCGGGCCGUGGGGCCCCGGAGCGGUCAUGAGAAGUGGAACUUCAGCGUGGGCCACUUUGAGCUGCGCUACGUCCCCGAGAUGGACACCAGAGCCGGCUUCCUCGAGAGCACUUUGAAGCCGAGCGUUAAAAAGGGAGAGUCCCGAAUCAUCUGGGACGUGGAGGAGCAGGAGGCCGCCCUGCGGGACACCAUCAUCAAGGUGUCCGUGGCCGACUGGAAGGUGCUGGCCUUCAGUAAGAAGGGGGGACAGCUGGAGUGGGAGUACCAGUUCUGCACCCCCAUCGCCUCGGCCUGGCUCGUCAAGGAUGGCAAAGUCAUUCCCAUCAGCCUCUUCGACGACACCAGCUACGCGUCUGAAAGCGAAAUUCUGGAAGACGAAGAAGACAUCGUGGAAGCGGCCCGGGGGGCCACGGAGAACAGCGUCUAUCUCGGGAUGUACCGAGGUCAGCUGUACUUGCAGUCAUCCGUCAGGAUUUCUGAAAAGUUUCCUACAAACCCAAAAGCUUUGGAAUCUGUCAAUAAUGAAAAUGCAAUUAUUCCUUUGCCCACGAUCAAAUGGAAGCCCUUAAUUCACUCCCCCUCUAGGACCCCUGUGCUGGUGGGCUCGGAUGAGUUUGACAAAUGUCUCAGUAAUGACAAGUUUUCUCAUGAAGAAUACAGCAACGGUGCGCUUUCCAUUCUACAAUAUCCCUACGAUAAUGGCUAUUAUUUACCAUACUACAAGAGAGAGAGGAAUAAACGGAGCACACAGAUCACUGUAAGGUUUUUUGACAAUAUGAAUUACAACAAAAAUAUCCGCAAAAAGGACCCUGUCCUCCUCCUGCACUGGUGGAAAGAAAUAGUCGCCACCAUCUUGUUCUGCAUCAUAGCAACAACUUUUAUUGUGCGCAGACUGUUCCACCCUAAUCCUCAUCGACAAAGGAAGGAAUCUGAAACUCAGUGUCAGACUGACAGUAAGUAUGACUCCAUAAGUGGCGAAGGUAGCGACAGCAGCUGGUCCGAUUCCAAGUCCUCUGGAUACACAUCAAGAUACCUAACAGAUUUUGAACCCAUCCAGUGUAUGGGUCGUGGAGGAUUCGGCGUGGUCUUUGAAGCUAGAAACAAAGUUGACGAUUGCAAUUAUGCCAUCAAGAGAAUCCGUCUCCCCAAUAGGGAAUUGGCCCGUGAGAAGGUGAUGCGAGAAGUUAAGGCUUUAGCCAAACUUGAGCAUCCAGGAAUUGUGAGAUAUUUCAAUGCCUGGUUGGAAGCACCACCGGAAAAAUGGCAGGAGAAGAUGGAUGAACUUUGGCUGAAAGAUGAAAGCACCGACUGGCCUCUCAGCUCUCCAAGCCUGAUGGAAGCGCCCUCGGUCAAAAUCCGCAGAAUGGAUCCAUUCUCCACAAAGGAGCACAUCGAGAUCAUAGCUCCGUCGCCGCAGAGAAGGAAGUCCUUCUCCGUAGGGAUCUCUUACGGCCAGGAGAGCUCCGAAAGUCGCUUCUCUCCCCUGGAGUUCUCCGUAACCAGUAACGGGGACGUGAGCAGCUCGGCCGACCCGGCGGUGAACCUGAGGGACAGCUGCCUCACGGACUGCGGCGUGGGAGAUGACACGAUGGACGGCAACGACGAGGGCCACUCCUUUGAGCUCUGUCCCUCGGAGGGCCUUCCUUACAGGCGGUCUAAGGACAGAACGUCGUCUUCCAUUGUUUUUGAAGACUCUGGCUGCGACAACACCGCCAGUAAGGAGCUCCGGCCGGUGGCCUUGCGCAAUGGCAGCCAGUGCGCGGCCCAGAAGCUCGCCCAGAUCCAGCAGUCGGACUGGAAAUUCUCUUCCGCAAGCCCUUUGUCCGUGUCUCCUCCGAGACCGACAACCUUAAGUCUGGACCUCACCAAAAACGCUGCGGAAAAGCUCCAGCCCAGUUCCCCAAAGGUGUAUCUUUAUAUCCAAAUGCAGCUGUGCAGAAAAGAGAACCUCAAGGACUGGAUGAACCGCAGGUGCGCCCUGGAGGACCGGGAGCGAGCCGUGUGUCUGCACAUCUUCCUGCAGAUCGCCGAGGCCGUGGAGUUCCUGCAUAGCAAGGGGCUCAUGCACAGAGACCUCAAGCCUUCCAAUAUAUUCUUUACGAUGGACGACGUGGUGAAGGUCGGGGACUUUGGGCUGGUGACCGCCAUGGACCAAGAUGAGGAGGAGCAGACGGUUCUGACCCCGAUGCCCGCUUACCCCAGGCACACGGGCCAAGUGGGGACCAAGCUCUACAUGAGCCCCGAGCAGAUUCACGGCAAUACGUAUUCCCAUAAAGUGGACAUCUUCUCUCUGGGCCUCAUCCUCUUUGAACUGCUCUACCCGUUCAGCACUCAGAUGGAGAGGGUCAAGACGUUAAGCGACGUGAGGGAUCUCAAAUUUCCACCACUGUUUGCUCAGAAAUAUCCUCAAGAAUACAUGAUGGUGCGACACAUGCUCUCUCCCUCUCCCACGGAGCGGCCUGAGGCCACGGACAUCAUUGAAAACCCUGUAUUUGAAGACUUGGAGCUCCCGGGGAAAACCGUGCUCAGGCAGAGGUCUCGCUCCCUCAGCUCCUCCGGCAUGAAGCAUUGCAGGCAGCCCAGCAAGUAGCCUUCGGUGGGGGUCCCCUCCCACCCCGGGCGUCCCACCUGCUUCCGAGCCCCGAAAGGGGUGUUCUCGGGCCCUGAAAGGCCGCCGUUCUGGCCAAGGCCGGUUUCAGGGCUUCUCAGGGGAGCGCCGGGGAGGAUGCCGAGCAGCCCGACCUGUCCGCUGUAGUCCGCACACGGGCCGGCCGCUCUUCCCGCCGGCGUCCUCUGUCCUUCCACGUGCUGGGAUCUCCCGGGGCGGCCGUGCCCACCUGUACAUAGAGUCAAGAUGUUUUGAUAGCACAGAUGAAGGUCUCCACGCGGUGAUUUGAGGCGCUCGCUGUCCCGGGGGCCGGCUGGCGGGUAGCACAAGGGAGGGAAGCCCCGGCCACAGCGGCUUCCUAGGGGUAUCUGUGGUGUUCGCCUUCCCGGCCUUCAGCGGUCGGAAGGGCAGGUUCGCUGGGUUCUGUUCUCGUCCCACGGUAGGAGGAAGGGAGGCUCCAGGCGCCCCGAGCUUCCUGCCUCCCUGACAGCUCAUUCUUAGAAUUAUGAACAGUCUUCGACCUAAUGAAAUUAUAUGUCUUAACAUACUCUUGUAGGUUGGUACUUCCUGAAACCAGUCUGUAGACUACUGCUUCGUCAGCUAACUUAUCUGCCUAAUAGGGUCUCCUUUUCCACUGUAAAUAUGUUCAUUUUUAUUUAUAAAAAUGCAGAAUCAAUCCAUUUGGGUUGGUGGUGUACAGAACACACAGGAAGUGUGUUAACUAUUGUGACUUCUUUCAAGUCUAAAUGAUUUAAUAAAACUUUUUUUUUAUUAUG
Messenger RNA from Monodelphis domestica (gray short-tailed opossum), 4470 nucleotides. RefSeq names its product eukaryotic translation initiation factor 2 alpha kinase 3 (gene EIF2AK3). NCBI's taxonomy places the organism in Eukaryota, Metazoa, Chordata, Mammalia, Didelphimorphia, Didelphidae. Gene Ontology annotation, cellular component: nucleus; cytoplasm. Gene Ontology annotation, molecular function: eukaryotic translation initiation factor 2alpha kinase activity; protein binding; ATP binding. Gene Ontology annotation, biological process: eiF2alpha phosphorylation in response to endoplasmic reticulum stress. The record is from RefSeq and is a predicted model, not a curated record.